CCCAACCCAAUCCUGGUAGUGAAGUGAGAAAGCACAUUUCCAACAACUGAGAGUAUGAGAGAGAGAGAGAGAGAGAGAGAGAGAGAGAGCGUGCAGGAUUUGGAAAAAUCUUCUUCUGCCUGCUAACUCUAUAACCGCCUACUAGUCUCAUUACAUCAGUCUGGGAUCUUCAUCAUCUCCUCUCCUCCAACCAAUUUGUUUAAUUCAUUUCAUUAGAUAGAUAGACAAAGCAAAGACAUCUGCUCUGCUCAUAUUUUUACUUGGAAAGACAACAACGAAGAACAAAAGAGAUCAGAUAUCAGAUAUCAGAAGAGAUGGGUGCGAUUAAGGCAGCUGUUGGAGACACUGUGCUCACCUUCUUGUGGAUUUCCUGCGCAUCGACGCUUGGACUAGCCACCAGCUUCAUCGCAAAUGCCGUUGGGGUUCAGGACCUUCUAUGGCUGCCGCUCUUCAUCACCACCGCCCUUGUCUUCGUCCUUGUGUUUGUCUUCACCUUCCUCGGAGACGCCUUGGGUGGGGCCAGCUUCAACCCCACUGGCACUGCCUCCUUUUACGCCGCCGGCCUUGGCGCCGACACCCUCCUCUCCAUGGCCCUCCGCUUCCCUGCUCAGGCUUUGGGUGCUGUGGGUGGAGUACUAGCCAUUAACGAGGUCAUGCCACAGCAAUACAAGCACAUGCUUGGAGGGCCUUCAUUAAAAGUUGACGUGCAUACUGGAGCUAUCGCUGAGGGGGUAUUGACUUUCGUAAUCUCCUUUCUUGUCCUUGUAAUCAUACUCAAGGGUCCUCGUAGCCCAGUUUUGAAGAUGUUGCUACUUUCUGUGGUCACUGUCACAUUGGUUGUUUCCGGUUCUGUCUACACCGGCCCUUCAAUGAAUCCAGCCAAUGCAUUUGGUUGGGCAUAUCUAAACAAUUGGCACAACACAUGGGAGCAGUUUUAUGUGUAUUGGAUUUGCCCCUUCAUAGGAGCAAUAUUGGCUGGUUGGAUUUUCCGAGCUGUCUUUCCCCCCCUACCUGCCAAAGGCGAAAAGAAGGCCAAGAAGGCCUGAAGAGAAGAGGCGAAGUGGGGUAGCUUCUUUCUGGUCAUUUUCAUCAGAAGAUAAGGAGGACCUUAGGGUUGGUAAACCUGUCUUCAAAUUGUGGAUAAAAUAAAAUGACUGUCUAGUCAAAGUUGUGUUUUGACGUUGGCAUUCUUUAUGCACGUGCUGGCAAUGAAUUUCAGCGUGUUCAACGAGAGAGCAUUGAUAAUAUAGCUGGGUUAAAUGGCAGGCGUUGCCAUCCGUUCAUUAGAUAUCCCUUCCA
Prunus mume (Japanese apricot) is the source of this 1299-nucleotide messenger RNA. Its product is annotated as aquaporin SIP1-2. Gene Ontology annotation, biological process: transmembrane transport. Gene Ontology annotation, molecular function: water channel activity. Lineage: Eukaryota; Viridiplantae; Streptophyta; Magnoliopsida; Rosales; Rosaceae. Gene Ontology annotation, cellular component: membrane. The record is from RefSeq and is a predicted model, not a curated record.